This is a messenger RNA of Perognathus longimembris pacificus (Pacific pocket mouse), 1935 nucleotides long. Its product is annotated as tumor necrosis factor receptor superfamily member 10B-like. Bases 1 to 1935 code for a protein of 644 amino acids. Gene Ontology annotation, molecular function: TRAIL binding. Gene Ontology annotation, cellular component: plasma membrane; cell surface. The transcript is spliced from 11 exons. The record is from RefSeq and is a predicted model, not a curated record. Gene Ontology annotation, biological process: positive regulation of apoptotic process; TRAIL-activated apoptotic signaling pathway. NCBI's taxonomy places the organism in Eukaryota, Metazoa, Chordata, Mammalia, Rodentia, Heteromyidae.
AUGAAUUCCUUUGCCAUCCUUGCCCGCGCCGCCCUGGGGCUCCUGGCCUGGGUCUCGGUCGCCUCCACCCCGCUGCUGAUACAGCCCGGCCCAGCCUCAGCUGUUACACUGUCCCGUCAACCAGCUGCCCUGCAAGACAUGAAGCAGAGACCUGCCGAAGUGUCGUGUAAACCAGGGUUCUACCUCUCAGUGGAGUGCAAGUGCUGCUUGCGCUGUGAGGCUGGCAUAGAGUACACCAGUUACACGAACUCCCUGCCUACCUGCAUGCAUUGCUCGGAGUGUCGAGAAGAUCAGGUAGUGAAGACUGCCUGUACCACAACCUCGAAUACAGUGUGCCAGUGUAAAAAUGAUACUUUCCGGACGACAGAAGCCCCCGAGUUCUGCCAGCGAUGUAGAGAUAGGUGUCCCGAGGGCGAGGUUGAGGUGGUCUCUUGUGACUCCUGGCAUGACCGCAAGUGUGUGCCCAAGGCUGCUGGGGGGACCGGAGCUCCUGAAAAGCCAGUGAACACCACCACGGAGCCUCCUACUUCUACUUCUUCUCAUCUGGAAUGGGUGAUAGGAGGCAUCCUCGGCUUAGUUAUGAUAGGGUUCUGUGUUAGGUAUGUUGUUUGUACGAACCGGAAUCUGUCCAGCAUCUGUCCAGGUCCAGGUGGUUUAGCAGCCCUCAAAACGGCCUUCUCCAAGUGUUGCACAAGACCGGCUGAGGUUCAGGACAAUAACCACAAUGAGACUCUGAGUCUCGGACCUCUCCCCUCUACCGUGCACGUGGAACAAGAAACAGGAAGACCAAACCGGGCGACACGUGCCGACGCGCGGUCCCCAGGGGAGGCCCAGUGUCUGCUGGAGGGACCUGCAAAGAAAAGGUUGCUUGUUCCGGUGGAUGGUGUAGACCCCAUUGAGACCCUGAAGCUGUCCUUCAUCUACUUUCAAUCUGUCAUUCCCUUGAAGUCGUGGGACAAGCUCAUGAGGCAGAUGGGCCUGUCCGACAACGACAUCCUCCUAGCCCGAGCGGUAGCACCGCACGACGCUCUGUACGAAAUGCUGCUCAGGUGGCUGCAGAAGACAGGACGGCAUGCCUCCCUCAACACCCUGCUCGACGCCUUGGAAACCCUGGGGGAGAGAUGCGCCAGGGACAAAAUUGAGGACCACGUGGUGCACUCUGGGAAGUUCGUCUACGAAGAUGAUGUGGCUGGGCCCAGGGCCGGGGGCUCCCACCCGUGCUCCCAGCUGAGAGCUGAGGACCACGGUUCAAAGCCAGCCCAGGCAGGAAAGCCCUUGCCCUGCACCGGGGCAUCUUCUGUGUCUGCCUCCCUGGAAUCGGAGCACCCAUUGCCGGGGGAGAUAGAGUUCCGCACCUCCUCUCUCCCCGCUCUGGCUCCCCGAGGUGCAGUGCAGGAGGGGGACACUGCACCGGGGGGUAACAGUACCCCCCUAUACCCCCCAUACCCCCUCAUACCCCGGGCCUGGUGCUCUGCCCAUGCCCACCACCUCCCCCGGCCUGCCGGAGCCGCCGCUGGGAAAGCCGAAGGCGAGUCUUCCCGUGUCCUCCGGCCGCCAUUCUCCAGCACGCGGGGCUCCGCCUCGAGCUCAGACGCCUUCACCUCUCGCCGACUGCGUGGACGUGCUCGCGGAACCUUCCCGACCCUCACGUCCACGGACGGAGAGACACGGCGGGGGGACGGGCCGGAUGGUCGCUGCUCACGGGGAAGGGGCCCGGCCCCCCUGCACCAAGCAGAGAUCCAAACAGCGCAGCCGCCGCCGGCCGGAGCUCUCCCCCUCUCCCCGCGACGGCUGCGGCAGGGCGCCAGCGCUCCGGGCUCGUUCCCGCACCCCGCUUCCCGGCAGGCGGCUCCCCGGCCUGGAUCUGGGGGCUGCGCAGGCAGCGCUGUUGGGAUCCGGCUCCCCGCUGGCUGGCGAGGACGGCUCGGCCCCUAG